Neodiprion virginianus is the source of this 1437-nucleotide messenger RNA. RefSeq names its product G patch domain-containing protein 11. Gene Ontology annotation, cellular component: kinetochore. The transcript is spliced from 3 exons. Gene Ontology annotation, molecular function: nucleic acid binding. The record is from RefSeq and is a predicted model, not a curated record. Lineage: Eukaryota; Metazoa; Arthropoda; Insecta; Hymenoptera; Diprionidae. Bases 341 to 1120 code for a protein of 259 amino acids.
UCCCACAUAAACCGGAGCGAGUUCAUCGUACGUGGAUAUUCUGAAAGUAUUUCAAUCAACCUGAAUGCGAGACUAGGCGAAUCUUGCGUGCAGAUGGAGAAGCGCGAGUACAAUUUUUUGGAAGAUAUCCUGUGACAAGAUCGUUUGAAUAACUUGGUCAAAUCAUCAUCAGUAGAAAUUGAAGAUAACCUCAAAAGCAAGUUGACAGAAGAUUAACGAAAAGAAAGGGGAAGAAUCGAAGAAAUUUAAGUGUUUAUGGUAUUACAUAUGAGGGAACUUUUGUCACGACCAUCUUGAGCCUCGCUUGUUAAUUAAUUUUUAUAUCUGUAGGUAAUAAAUCAUGUCCGAUGAUGAAGAUUACAUGUCUGAUAAAUUUCUCCUUGCUACCGAACAACACUGCACUCCAAUUCUCGCUCGUCGUCGCGCAGAUCAACGGGAAUUAGAUCUUUUAAAAAAGAAGGCAGAGAUUGAAGCUCGAUUAAAGGAAAAAAAUGUGUCUGUACGGGUCAUAGAACAGGAAACGAGAGAUAAAGGACUAGCAUCUGCCAUCACUAGUGACAAUAAAGGUUUCAAAUUAUUGGAGAAAAUGGGAUACACACCUGGGCAAGGAAUCGGAAAAAAGGAGAGUGGAAUAUGCGAGCCAAUUUCGAUUGAUCUGAAGACAAAUAGGCUGGGCUUAGGCAGAGCACCGAAGAAAAAACCGUCGGCAACCAAAAAUGGGAAGAAGAAAGAAGAUAAUUUUAACGCCAAUGAUUUUCGAGGAAGAAUUUCACAGAGAAAAACCGAGCAGAUGAUAGAGGUUGAUUUACGUAGAAGUCAAAACAGCUGCGAGCAGCUAGAUAAUCAAAAUAAUAUUGACAAACCUGUAGAAAUUUGGUACUGGCCGAUAGUGGAAGAAGAGAAAAAAGACUCUGAAAACAACGAAUCAGUGGAAUCAAGUGAAGAGGAUGAAGAUGAAAAUGAAGAUGAUCACAACAGGAUACCAGCUAGUGAAAAAUUAGAAAUUUUAACCAAAUACCUAAGAGAUCAAUAUUUUUAUUGCAUAUGGUGCGGGGCAGCAUAUGACGAUGUAGAUGAUUUGAAAGAUAAUUGUCCAGGAAAUACACGGGAUGAUCAUUGAAUGCUGAAAUUAAUUUAUCUAAUGGACUAAUCACAUCAUAUCUAGGCCAAUAUUUGGCGCUUGUAAUACUGUCAAUUUUUUUACGGAAAAAAUAAACAAAAUAGAACCAAACUAUUUUAGUGUUUCGUAUCGUUUGAAUUUUUUCUGGAAUUUACCGACAAAUAAUAUUUGAAGAAAACAAAUUAAUUAGGGGAAUUUUUGGCAGACUGCAUCCUAAACAGAAGAUAAUUGAUAAUGUGUUGAUGGAUAAUUACGUUCUUUGAAGAACAGGUAUUAAUAAUAUCAUAAGAAGUUGACAAUAAAAAUGAUGGAUUUUA